Striga asiatica is the source of this 660-nucleotide messenger RNA. The record is from the annotation of a GenBank genome assembly. NCBI's taxonomy places the organism in Eukaryota, Viridiplantae, Streptophyta, Magnoliopsida, Lamiales, Orobanchaceae.
AUGUACAGUACUAUUUUACCAUUAUCACAAUUAGCAAAUUUUAUCCCAAUUCCCCCGCCCAUUUUUCUGGUCCCAUUUAUUCUCACCAUUUUCACCUAUCCGCAUUCUUCACUAAAAACAGAGAAAAACAAGGGUUUUCUUCAAGCACCUCAUCACGCAAUCUCGGUCUUGGUCUCGGCCGUCGCGAAUCUCCACGCUAAUCUUCACCUAAAACCUCAUCUUCACUCAAUCUCGGUUGUCGCACAUCUUUACGCAAGCUCGGUCUCGGUCUCGGUCGUCGCGAAUCGAGAGAGAAAUAGGGUGUUUCGCAGUGUUCGGUUUGUAGGAUACCAUCUUCACGCACACGUCGCCCGCGAUGGCGAAUGGCCGCAAAAGACUAGCAGUAUCCAAAUCGGACCUCUUGAAGAAGCAGAAACAACGAAGAAAUCGAAAUCUGGCGGCUUCGAAUCGCUCGGGUUGAGCCCCGAUGUCUACAAUGGCGUCAAGAACGGAUACAGAGUGGCGAACCCUACCCAGCACAUGACCAUACCCUUAAUCCUCUCUGGAUACGAAGUCAUCUCCAUGCCCCCGCACUGGAUCCGGCAAAACGGCGGCGUUCCUAAUCCCCAUGCUCCAGAGUCCAGAAGCUCCCGCAUCACACAUGCCCCAGGCUGGAGUUAG